AAUUAAUUCCAUGCCCCAUUAAUUUCUUCAGUAGUGAGGUAAUUCCUGUCGCCUCAGUGCUCUGCAUUUAAUGAUGUCCCUUCUUUUAGUAUCCUAGAUAUUAAAUAUCUCACUCAUUGACAAAGCAGACACCUCUUUUUCUCUCUGUUUCUUUUCAUUAUAGCCAACUCGAGAGGUAGAAGAACAGCUGUGUCACUGCUUUGCAAAACAUUAUGUUUUCCUCCUGCUUGACUGUCGCAGAUUCCACCACCAGGAGGCCCUCAUUAAAGUGCUUAUAGCUAGGCAAAGAAAACACCAGGACGGUGAAAUGAGAUGGAGAAACCCAUCCCCACAGGAAUAAUCUGAAACUAAUACUUAUUCUACAAAUAGAGGUUUUCGGAGUGCUGUGCAGGCAUCUAUAAAUUAAUUAUUCCAGGAAUCCUAAUAUCCAACCAUCAGUUGUACUGUAACUUUUGAGGAUACUGGGGUGUCACGGGUGGUAUCCCUACAUUGAAUCACCAAGUGAUAGCCGGGAGAGUUCAUGCCUUUGUCUUCUGGAUAGUAAAGCUCUUAAUAACGUAAGUAAAAUGAUAAAAUGGGAUAAAGCACGGUUUUGAUUUCUAGUCACUCAAGUCUGCCCUCUAGCUUUCACCGAACGAAUAUGCCUGCCCCUAAUUCACCUCUGCCUUCUCUCUUUUAGUUAUUUAGUUCUUCCUGGGUUUUUAAUUUUCUUUCACUUUCCACAGCAGGCUUUUAUUGUCUCCUAAAAGUUCUAAAUAUCUACACUAACAGUCUGUCUGAUUGUUCUCUUUUGCUAACAUGACCUUCUUUAAAGAAAGGGGGAAGGAGAAAUGUUUUCAUCCUUUUUUUGCCAAGUUGUGCACUUCUUUCUGUAAUUACUGGCUCUUCAAAGCAGCAGUCAUUGCUUUGGCUGAAAUGUAGACUUUGUUAUUCAAAAGAACAGUGUGUCCGUGAUCUCUUAACUAAAAAGUAUAGAGUUGUCAAUUUUCUUUCCUUAAACCCCAUUUUUUUCUCUUCGCUGCUGAGUCAAGCCUUGCAUAUCUGCUUCUGUUCUGGUUUCCCAAGAUCGUAUUUCGGUACUGAUGAGUCCCAAGACACAGCUUGGUGAUGCAAUUUCAAAAUGGAUGAUAGGUGAGAGUAGUUUUGGUCCUGUCAGGAAAUGCAGCUUGUGCAAGCUGUAGGCUGCAAACAGACUUACCCCUUGUCUUUCAAACUCAGUUUCUGCCCUCCUUCCCUGAAUUCACACAUACACAUUCUACAUGUUUACAUUUGUUUACUUGGGCCUUUUAUAUAUGUACUAAUGUGUAAAACGUGUAUCCAGAAAAAGCGUAUAUGAAGCCAUGAUGUUGUAUACAAAGUUCUCAGGCCUCUGAAGAGGUUUUCCAAUCAUUGUUCACCAUUCUGGCCACACUGCUCACCUUAAAGAGUUUAAGCAAAUAUGCGGGCAGCUCACCCGCUCAUGUGCUCUAGUUAGAAUCCAUUGCUUCCUGACAGAGUUUGCCAUGAGGCUGACCUUGGUGACCGGGAGACACGUGCAGUCCACACAGCAGUGAAAACUUGUUUUAAGCUCUAUGUCAUUCUGUUCCCGUUACCUCGCUACUCCUUGCUUGCUUCCAUGUCUGUUUUUUCAUUCUUCUCUUUGUCUCUUACUUUCACAGUCAUCUGUUUCUGUGGGUCACUUAAGAUGUCCUUUCCAGGGAAUGAUGAAAUAUUAAACCUGCAGUCUGUAAAUUCCCAAUUAGCAGAUGCAGGGAGGCUAUACCAGGGAAAGGACCUCUCAGUAUGGGUCAGUUUCUUAAGCUCUGUUGUAACCCUCCAUAGCUGGCAGCUGCUGGAGACAAGAUGUUAGGCCCUCGGGCUGUGGUGUUGUUUAUAAGGGAGAGCAAACAGGGCCUGUGUUCUGAAUCCCCUUCUAAGCUUAUUUUAUCUCAUGCCUUAGAUGAACAUCAACUGCGCUUUGUCCAUACAAACAAGUGAACUGCGUCAUGAGAUGCUGAGAAGUUCAGUGUGUAUAGCACACUAUGAAGAUGGGAGAAAAGUGCUAAGUAUUGUGUUCUCUUCCAUGUUCCUUCACCGUUCUUUCUCUCCACUUUGCCACGCUACCAACCCCAAGAAGCUACACUAACAGGGACUAUUCCCAGCUGGAACCAGAAAAACUCAAGAUGAACAACCUGCCAUCACCAGAGGGAGGGGAAAGUCAUAAGAACACUGAUAUUCCUUCAACAUGACAGGCAGUCCGGAGAAGACUGGAACCAGGACAUGGACAAGCUUCUAGCAAGUACCAACCUCAUCAGACAAGCAAAGUCUUCCAAGUCCCAACAGAAGCAGCAGGCAAAGCCAAGAGCAGAAAACUGGCCAAAAGAAGAGCAUGUUCAGUUCUGCAGCAUGGCUGGUUUAAAAGAAAAGCUCCUACCAACCGAGAGGCUGAGCUAGAAAGCCAAAAGUUUUCCAAACUCAUAAGAUUAAAGUUCAAUGCUGGUGUGUGAAUAAGUUAGAGAAGCAUUGACUCUUUUGGCCACAACAGUUAAGACAGUAUUUGCAGUACUCCUAGCUUGUUUGUAUUGGGAGUCAGAAUUUCUUUGGUGUGAAGAAUACACACACAGUCCUGUGUUCUGCAGCAUGGCAGAUGCAUCCGUGAGCAACUCCCUUGUUUUAACUCCCUUUCUGAUGAGCUAUGGUGGUUAAAUCAAGUUUUCUGCCUCAGCUUCCUCCUAAAGCAAUAAUCCCUGUUGCUUCACUCUCUUUUCCUGUCUCAUGCACCAAUGUGUACAGCUGCCGCCAGGCAAACUCUACCUCCUGUAUUUGCAUUCAGUCCCAGAGAAGUCCCUCUGUCUAUAGGAAUGGUGGGAGUCCACCACAUGGCAAAACUGAUCCGACACCUUGCUGAGGCAGGCCUUCUCUGUCUUUCUUCCCCAUCCCCCAGCUGCCUGAUCCCAUCUUUUCUUUUUUUACUGUUUAGAUGAGCACCGGAGUGAAUACAAAUAGGAGAAAUGCAAAGCCGUUUAGAUAAGGGAGAGCAUAAUGCCCUGCUGGCUAAAUCGAAGCUUGAGCUAACUCGGAGAGCUGCAACAGGAGACCUUAGUUAGGGGGAGCGUGCAAGCCUGGCCGUGCUCUGCAGUCUGUUCAGGCCUAGCCCUAGGGCCUGACCGGCUGCAUUAUGUACUUCAUUCCCUUGGGUGAUGGCUUUCCAUUUAAUCUGCUGUGAGCGGAGGAACAUUUAAUCAAUUCUUUUGGUUUACUUAGUGAAAUGAAAAUAUUUCCCCUGUAGACUUUAACCAGGCCUGCGACUGGGCUUUAAUUCAAAUGCAAGCUUGUCAGUGGCAUCGUCACUGACUUUGAAGAGUGGUAACAGUUUCAGAGCAAAUAAAUUUUACUAUAGCUUGCUUCAUCCUACUUCUAUCUGACGUUGGAGGUCAAUUCAAGUGAACAAAGAUAUAUGUAACUGCAAUUACUGCUCCCACUUAGCAACAUAUGUGGGCAGUCUUAUUUCAUAAUUAGUCUGUUAUUCCUGUUUAUCAUAAAGUUGCUUAAGCUAAAGUAGAACAAGGUGCACUUAUUCCAGAACAAAAAUCCAUGUAUGUGGAGUUAGUCAAGAGCAGUUAUUUUGGAAUUUGCAAAAGCUAUUUAGAAAGCUUUCCCAGUUUAAAAAAGACUGGUAUCUCCCAAAGUAUACAUUUCACAAUUCAGAGUAAUAUAUUUCCCCGAAUGCAUUUCAUUUCUUGCCAUAGAGAUUUUUGUGCCAAGAUUGAUAAAUUGCAGGUCACAGCUCCAGCAUCCCAAGCAGGAAGAAUUACUUGGUUAAAAAUGAAAAAGCUGCUUUAAAAUAGUUUUUUUUUUUUUAUCUAUUAGCAUAGGUUAGAAAUCUGCUCAGUGAUAGAUUUUUUUUUUUUUUUUUUAAAGGACUGAAUUUUAGCUACAACCAGGAUAAACACUUAAUCUAUGUCUGUCAAUUUUGCUCCUGGUCUGCUUGUUAGUUCAGGCAAUCCUUGAGUUUCUACUAAUUUAUCAGCUACCAGUGAAAUUAAGAAGUAGGUAUGUCAGCCCAAAAAUGCUGCACUCAAAAGCUUGUUUAUGGACAAAGAGGAAGCAUACCUUGUGUAUAAUUAAAGUCAAGGAUUUAUUGCUAGUAUGAUUGAAAUCUUGAGAGUUUAAUGAUUAUUGACCCAGAUAUAACUUGCAGAAAGAGAAAGGAUAAUAAUGCAGUUAGAGUACUUCCAUAAAAUGGUAACACAUAAACACAUACACUUCUUGGCUUCUACCCCUUUUCCUUGUAUUUCACUCACCCUUCCACUGCUUCUGUGGGUCGUAAGGUUGGUGGUUUCAUUCUGUUGUGUAUGUGGGGUGAUAUGGAGAGUUGUCAGCAUCUGGAGUCCUUUGCUGGGAGAAUAUUAUCUUCAUGUUGAUUGUUUCUCCUUCCUUGCUCUAGGAUCCACUUGGUGUCAUUUUUAUAUGUUUGCUAGCAUGCAUUUACACCUUUCUUCAUUGGUCUGCAGUGCCAUGCUACAUCUGAUUUUAUGAUAUGUUGUGCCUAUUGUAUAUGUUAGUUACUAUUUUUGUUACUCCUAAAACUGGUUUCACCCAGCUCCAGGUCAGCAUUUCUUUGAUCACCAGCGAGUUGUUCAUAGCCAUCAGGUCUCCAGUGCCAAGCCUGUGCCUUGCCAGUUAUCUUUGCAUGCCGGUACUCGUCUGCACAUAUUGUGUCCCCAUUUCUCAAGGCCUCUGCUAUUGCACCAGGCCGGUAUUUCUCUACACUGUGUCCUUGUGCUAGUCGUAAAUCUGUCAUUCUAUGCAGAAUAACUGUUAGUUACUGCUAUUUAUAUAAAAUGAUGGCUGUACCACAUGCAGAUAAACAGAAGUAAAACAAAUUAGCCAUAGACCUGGUCAGUUACGGAAACUGCUGUCACAGCUAACCAAGUAAAAAGUACAGAAGGGUUGAGAGAAGUUCAAACAAAGCAAGCCUGACAAUCCUCAGUCCUGAGGCCUUGCAAAUUCAGUACAAAGCUUAUGGCAAAUUACUGAGGAUGGCAAUACUGUAUUGCAGGGCUACAUGGUUAGAAGGUUUUAGCCCCAAAAGCCAUUAGCCCCAAAAGCCACGAGCAGGUAAAAGCAAGCUGUACACAUUACCAGAACAUCCAUCAGGUUUCAGCAAUUUUUUUAGAACUAGAUAUGCUGGCAUUUUUUCUCUUUUGGGCUAGAAAACACAAGAAUUAGAGUCCCAGUUAUCUGACCUUUUAAAACUAGAAGUUAGCUCAAAGUAUAUUGCAUAUUUUUACAGACAAAAUUGCAUUACGUAGUGAAUGAUGGAAAGCAAGGGUAAUGGCAAGGAUAGUCAAGCACUGAAAUUGUCUGGUUCUUUCUCAAAAACUUCUGAUAAAAGAAAAUCCACAGCCUAUCCAGGCAAACAAACAUCUGCCAAGUUUAGCUGAUUCUGCUUUGAGCUAGAUAAUCUCUUGAUGUCCCUUCCAGUCCUAUUGUUCUCUAUUACUAGUUUGCUUUUUUACCUUAGAUAAAAAAUUCCUUGUGCAUUCUCAAAAGGGAUUGCUUUUCUUACCUCCUUUGUCUUUUUGAUUGACUCUGCAUAUGAUAUACUGAUGCGUGUCUCCAGAAAGCCUCUGAGUUUAGGUCUUGCAAAGCUUAAAAGUGGCUUUGUUUAUUCCAGUCUGCAUUUUUUUUAUCAUGUCAUCCUUUGUUAUAGAUAAAGAAUUACUUAUUUCACAAUCACCUAUUAAAAUGAACACAAAAAAAAUGAGGCUCAUGGUGCUUGGACUGCUAUCACUUACUGCAUUUGUAUAGUUGACAUACAGAUUAUUUAUUUUUCAUUUAGAAAAAUACCCGUGCCUGAAUUCUCUAGUCGGUGUUUUGAUAUCAGUAAGUUAUCUUUGGCUGCUUUCCUUCUCCAGUCACAUCCAACCUGUUGUGGUCCUGACUUGACCUGGCACCUCUUUAACACCAAUGGGCACAGCCCUCUAUCUCAUCAUUUCCUCCAGAGCUGCAAUGCUGAACCAUGGUCUGGACAGAACAUCUUGAUACACAGAAGGGAGAUCUCUAAUCCUAUAACAUAUCCGUAAUGAUUAACUCAGGGUAAAUUAGAGGUAGCAAAAUCUGUGUCUUUUUAAUGCAGGAUCACUCUCAACAGUGUAGUAUUGAGUAUUUUGUCAAGGCUUUGCCUAAAGAUCUGAAGACUGGGACAGAGCCAUCACUCAGUCUCACAGUACCAUCUCAAUUCCUUCCAGUAAUUCCAUUUUAACAACGGAGCCCUCUUGUUGCUCCAGUCCAAACAACGAAGCCUAGCUGGUCUGAUAUUUUGCCAGUCCUAUCCUGAGACCCAUUGUAUGCAUACAGCUUUUGCAGUUCAUCUUAGUUCUGACCAGAGAAGGAAAACAUAGGCAAGGUUGUUUUCUUUAUGUAAAACUUAAAGCCUAUGCCAACAUAUGCAGAGUUUCAGGCAUAUUCAUAAGAUGGACACGACAUUCAAAGAAGUGUACCAGAGGCACUGCAGAUAAAUGAGGGAUUUGGACCAGAAGUGGCAGAAAGAUAAGCAAGAAUUCCUUAAGUACAAAAAAUUUGUGUGGAUUCAUCGUACUGUGUUCUGAUAACCUGAAUUCAGUUCUGCUACUCUUCUUGUUUGCUAGAGGUAUAGCCCACUAGUUAACAGGGGUUUCCAGAAGAGCUUUCGAGCAUGGAGAAAGAGGAGCAAGCUGUGAUGUGCGGAGUUAAUUAGUACAAAUUCCAUGGGACACAUUAAAGCAGCAUGGCCUUUCCCCAAGACUGACUGAGGUGGAAUCUGUUUGCCUGGUGCUUCCUCGCAGAAAGGUUUUUGGCAGAUUUUGGUUUGGAAGCAGUGAUGGUUAAUUCUGAUGUGACUAAGGGAGUAGCUAAAGUGAGCUAUCAAUACAAGGCUAUCAUGUUUUGUGGAUUUGGGUAAUUUGGGGGAUAUAAUAGCUAACGUAACUUCCAAAGUGAUGCUGGACUUUUACUCUAUAUUCCUUUGCUGUAGGAGACAUAAAGUUUUUACCUUGUUAAUACUUGGAUUGCCUUUGAAAUAUUCAGUGUUCUUUCUUUCUCUCGCUUCCCCUCUCUACCCCCCAAUAUGUAUUUUCAACUUUAUAGGGGAAAAAAACCCAACCAAACAAUUGCUGCUAGAGAAGAGAGCUGAAGAAUAUGAAGAAAUUGCUGCAUCUUUGCCCAGAAGCAUUCUGCAAUUCUGGGAAGAUUUCAGGCGGCGGGUGAGGAAUUUUUCACAAGCACCUUGAAACAGGCUGAGAUGCUGCUCCCAUCCCUUCUGCCAUUUGAAACCCCCCACCCACUGGGGCAGUGACCCUGAGGGCCAGCCAGCAACUCCUGCUCGCAGGAGUACGCUGACAUCUUCUUUAUGUGCAGUCCUGUACCGACUCUGCUACCAAAGGCGGUGGCGACUGAAAUCCUCUGGGUCUUUGGUGCACCAACACACCAGCAACAGGAGGACCCUCCACUAAACAGGAGGAUUUUGUUCAUCCCUAAAGCUUUUAGUAGGUAGUGAUCAAUACUUUACUGCCUGCUCUUUCAUGAUGAAGGCCAUGGAGGAUCAAGUAGUCCAGGAAGAACCAGGAUACCAGGAUGAUGAGGAAUCCUUUUUUCAGGAUAUUGACCUGCUGCAGAAGCAUGGAAUUAACGUAGCAGACAUUAAAAAACUGAAGUCAGUUGGGAUCUGCACGAUCAAAGGAAUCCAGAUGACCACAAGACGGGCACUGUGCAAUGUGAAAGGGCUUUCAGAGGCCAAAGUGGACAAGAUUAAAGAAGCCGCAAACAAGCUUAUUGAACCAGGCUUCCUGACCGCCUUUGAGUACAGUGAAAAACGGAAGAUGGUAUUUCAUAUUACUACUGGCAGCCAGGAAUUUGAUAAACUUCUGGGUGGUGGGAUUGAAAGCAUGGCAAUCACUGAGGCCUUUGGAGAGUUCCGGACAGGCAAAACCCAGCUAUCUCACACCCUUUGUGUGACAGCUCAGCUUCCAGGACCGAAUGGCUACACAGGUGGAAAGAUUGUCUUUAUUGACACUGAAAACACUUUCCGACCAGACCGUCUUCGUGACAUUGCUGAUCGCUUCAAUGUUGACCGCGAUGCAGUACUUGACAACGUGCUGUACGCACGUGCAUAUACUAGUGAACAUCAGAUGGAAUUGCUUGACUAUGUAGCAGCCAAAUUCCAUGAAGAAGCUGGUAUCUUCAAGCUAUUGAUCAUUGACUCCAUAAUGGCACUUUUCCGUGUGGAUUUCAGUGGUCGUGGAGAGUUGGCUGAACGACAACAGAAACUCGCUCAGAUGCUGUCAAGGCUCCAAAAAAUAUCAGAAGAAUAUAAUGUGGCUGUGUUUGUGACCAACCAGAUGACUGCUGAUCCAGGAGCAACUAUGACCUUUCAGGCGGACCCAAAAAAGCCCAUUGGGGGCCACAUCCUUGCUCAUGCUUCGACUACCAGGAUUAGUUUGAGGAAAGGGAGAGGGGAGCUGCGUAUUGCAAAGAUAUACGACAGCCCUGAGAUGCCUGAAAACGAAGCCACAUUUGCAAUAACUGCUGGAGGGAUUGGGGAUGCCAAAGAAUAGGCAGAAAACCGAUGUAAAUGUACAGCUGAAAACCACCUGGGCAGCUGAGAUGAAGAUUUGUGCAAGGUCACUGACUGCCUGGCUGCAUUUUUAUCUUUUGGGAACCAUUUGAGAUAUUUUGGGAGAACAUUGGGAUGAACUCUGUACAGUUCAGUUUUAUUGAUCUGAAUAGAAUUUGGUUCAUUUAGGGUCUUCAUUUUUCAGUUGGACUUUCAGCAGACAAAGAUUUAAGAAAUAAGCUUGUGAAUUGUUCAAAGAAUCCUUUUCCUAUAUUUUGUGAAAAUCAAAGCUGUCCUUUCACAUGAGAUUAAUAGUCUUUUUUAGUUUCUUUCAAAGAGAGUGUCUCUGUGGUAGAAUUUCACUGCGAAAGGGAACAGAACUGGAAUAAACUCAGUUAUAAAAUUGACAUAAAUAGAUGGAAAAGGCAGUGGCAGGAGCAAGAGCCCAAGAGCUUGAUGGACUGUCAUGUACUGUAGAGGAAGAAGUUACUUUAAAAAUACAUUUUUAGGCAUUUUUAUCUUGACUAGAUAAUUUUUGUAUUUUUAUUUAGCAUUUUCUGCUUUUUGGGGAGAAGGUUUUAAAACUGUUCUUAUUAAAGUUAAAAAUAAAGAUUAUGAAUUAGAACAGCA
Molecule: messenger RNA, 9205 nt
Organism: Harpia harpyja (harpy eagle)
Lineage: Eukaryota; Metazoa; Chordata; Aves; Accipitriformes; Accipitridae
Gene: DMC1
Product: DNA meiotic recombinase 1
Exons: 20
Coding region: 7545-8576 (343 amino acids)
Biological process (GO): chromosome organization involved in meiotic cell cycle; DNA repair; reciprocal meiotic recombination
Cellular component (GO): condensed nuclear chromosome; nucleus
Molecular function (GO): double-stranded DNA binding; ATP-dependent DNA damage sensor activity; ATP binding
Source: RefSeq, a predicted model, not a curated record